Molecule: messenger RNA, 1682 nt
Organism: Chenopodium quinoa (quinoa)
Lineage: Eukaryota; Viridiplantae; Streptophyta; Magnoliopsida; Caryophyllales; Amaranthaceae
Product: AUGMIN subunit 7-like
Exons: 10
Coding region: 371-1363 (330 amino acids)
Biological process (GO): spindle assembly; centrosome cycle
Cellular component (GO): HAUS complex
Molecular function (GO): microtubule minus-end binding
Source: RefSeq, a predicted model, not a curated record
AAAUGUGGCAAUUAUAUUGAGACAAAGGGAGUAACAAAAUUCCACUUAAUUUUUUAUUUUUUUUUUAGAAAUUAAGAAAGGAAAAAAAAAACCUAUUUUUUAUAUCGGUAGCCCAACAAAAAAAGAAGCUCAUAUUUAAAUGGGCCUUAAAACAAGGCGAGUAGCCCAAAGAGUCUCGUAUAGUUCAUCCUACAAAUUUGAAUUCAUCGCCGGCAAAUCACGCCGGCCACUAUCUCCGACACUCCUUUUCGGCUGAUUUCCGAUUCAUUUAAAACCCUAAUUUCGAAAUCUCCCCCAUUUGAAUAAAUACUAAGCGAUCCACUGUAAUUUCCGGCAACAAAUUUCCGCAAUUCAGAGGGAAAUUGGUGCGAUGGCGGCGAAGCAGAUGGAGGAGAUACAGAAGAAAUUGACAAUGUUGAAUUAUCCAAGAGCUAAUGCUCCUGCUCAGUCUUUGCUGUUUGCUGGAAUGGAGCGUUACGCUCUUCUUGAGUGGCUAUUCUUCAGGCUGUUGGGCGAUAAGUCUCCCUUCUCUCAGCAAAAUCUGCAAGGAGAUGGUGUAGACCGUGAUGAAGAGACUUCUCGCAUUCAGUACUUGGCAGAAAUCGCUAAGUUUCUUGGCAUCACAACCAUUGUGGAUACAGAGGUCAUUCAAGGACGUGGAAGCUAUGAAGACCGCACAGAAAUGCUUAGACUCAUUGUAGACCUUGUUGAGGCCAGCAUCUAUGCUGAUAACCCCGACUGGAGUGUUGAUGAGCAGGUUACCAAGGACAUACAGCUAAUUGAUGCCAUUGCAGAAAAGCAGGCACAGAUUUUCUCGGAAGAGUGCAAGUUGUUUCCUGCAGAUGUGCAGAUUCAAUCCAUUUAUCCCUUGCCAGACAUCGCUGAUCUGGAGUCCAAGCUGUCAGAGUUGUCAAAAAAAUUCUCGACCCUCCAACAAAAUGUUGAUGAUUUGGCAUCAAAGCAUGCUUAUAAUCCAGAUGAAGAUUAUGCAGAAGUAGAAACAAAGCUACGUUCUCAUUUGGAGUCGUUUUUGGAAACAGCCAGAUCCUUCAAUGUGAUUUACACAAAGGAGAUACGUCCGUGGACGCACAUGAUGGAAGUACCUCAGCUUCAUGGGUUUGGUCCUGCAGCAAAUAGGUUACUGGAGGCCUAUAAAAUGCUGUUGAAGUUCCUGGGAAAUUUGAGGAACCUUCGAGAUUCACAUGACGCGGUGAAGGCUGGGUCAUCUGAGACAGUUGGUGGUGAGCCUUCCUCUGUUGUGAGAAUUAUAUCAGAGUGUGAAACAUCUCUUACACUGUUGAAUCGAGAUCUUGGUAUACUUUCAGCCUCUAUUGCUCGUGAACGGGGUGAAUUAACUUCAUAGCCUCAAGAUCAUUGUUUUGUACAGUGUGUAGGGUUGUUUUUGAGUGUUCAGGCCACAGGUGGUAUGGUAGCAAUUGCAACUACUUUCUGAUCCGUAACAUGUUGCCAUCACGAUGUUGUAGUGUUAUCUAAUUUUUUUUGUUAAAUCAAAAUGUAUCUUGUUCAAAAUUCUUGUAUAUUGAUAUUCGGAAGAAAGUUAUGGCUUGACAUGUCUAAUGUAAAACUAACCUGAUUUUGUUGUGUUGAUUACCUUCAUGUAUAAGCUGACUUAGCACACUUGUGGAGCAAUAAUAAGGGAAUGUUAAGUCUGAAUUCAUUCA